CUCGUGGAUGUGGACUGGAGCUCGUGCCGCUGCGCUGAGCUGGGUGAAAAUACGUUAAACCUAGUCGUUAGCUUCAAACUACGCGAGCUUUAUCAAGUCAUAUGCGACGGAAUAUACAUAUAAACGAUUACACAGAGGACCCAAUACUUGAACGACAUUGUAUUAGCUCGGGCGUGUUCAAAAAAGAAGGCGAAAGAUUCACAGUUUGGACGCAGGCUAACAGGCUAAGUGAGCCGUCGGCAAGACCCCACCAACCAAAGAUUGAAACGGAGAUUAAAGCCAUCAUCUAAUCUAUUAAAGAGGAUAACCAAUGUCACACACACCAAUCCUCUAAAGCAGCGACGCCAAUGAACUGACAGGUGGAGUUUAUUUCCAUUCUCUCCAGCACACCCACUGGAAGGCCUGUCACAGGAGGGGCCUGUGCUAACUCCGUGCGCGAGUGUGCAUAUGGUCUGCUGAAAGAGGAGAUAACGCCACAGAGUCAGAAGAGGAAGUGCAGGCAUGGCUCAAGACAUUCCCUUGAGGCCUCGUCCCCCUGAGAUCUUUAUGUAAUGUUUCCUCAUCUGCUAAUAGACAUCAGCUGGACCUGAUCUAAUACAUUCGCAUGUACUCUCGUAAGGAAUUCCCUGAAGUGUCCCGAGGGAGAAGUUGAACUCUCGUCCAUUGUUCUUUCUUUUCCCCCUCCUCCUUCCUCAAUCACCAUAUACUUACCGAGGUAUCCCGGGACUCCUCAGAGCCCAAGGUUUCGUUUCGAAAUUGCUCCACUGACCUGGAUCAGUUCCCAGGAGUGUUAAGAGUGAGGGCUAGAGCUGCUCUUUUUUUGUGUUUGUUGAAGCUCCAUCAAUUGAGGUGUUUUUGUUCCUCUCGUUUGAUGUAUUUUGUCCCGAAGAGCUAGAAUUUGAUCUAAUCAGCCAUGCAGGUGUAAAUCUGUUUACUGGUGAAGAUACUGGAAACAAACCUGUGGAUCAGUAAUGCUUCGACUAAGGAAAGAAACACUCAAGGGUUUGUUUCUGAAGGUGCAACGUAGCACACGCUGGCUGAAAUGAAGGAGAGACAUUUUUAUAUUUUCUGAUAGUGUGGAUGGUGGGGGGAAACGGUCUAACGGUUGUGACUGCCAUCUGGUUCCUUCAUUAUUAUCAUUGCUCCAUUCAAAACUGAACUGCACAGAGAGCGAGAGAAAUUCUCCUGACACUUUUUUUUUUUCGUCUCGCACUGUUUUUUUUAUUGUUGUUGCUUUUAUUUUGAUAGUUUAUUAAACUCCUGUUCACUGCAAUCAAAAUAUAUUAAUUGGCAACUUGUAAACUAUUUAAAUUAACUCCAGUGCUGCAUGUAAAAGUCAAAUCAUAUAUAUUUUAAAUAUUUAUCAGCAUCAAAAGAAAGAAAGCCAAGUCAUACACGUUGUUCUCCUCUACCUCUUAACUCAUUCAGUAACACCAAAUCGCAUGGAGAACAUUUCUUUGUUGAGUGAUUAGACAUUUUGUUUUUGGUUUUUGUAAUGUUUCCAAAGCAUCGCCCAUAGUGGCACAUUGUCAUCAGUUCAUAAGACUUUUAAAUGAGCUUUUUAAAUGACCAAAAAGUGAUUUUUAUACUUUACAAGCUACAUUCAUAUUCAGUGAUUGACUUUUAAUAUUCUAUAAGCCAGAGCAUCUAAAUAUCAGCCUCAUUUACCACUUUGUUUUUCUUUCGUCAUUUUAUAUCACUAUUUUGAGGACUCUUUGUGAUGCCCAGUGAUGCUCAUCUUGUGGCCUUUUUUAAAAUGCUGAAAGGACAGCAACUCCUCCCUUAGUCUUUCUUUGGUUUGUGCUGUCCCGACAACACAAACGCACUCCCUCACGGAUAUAUUUCCAUCCUGCCUCCUGGGUGAUGCCGAGCGGCAGUAUGAGUGGGGGCGUCUCUGGACCCACUUCCCCACCCCAUCCCACUGUUCCAUCCAGACCUCUCCGGCCUAGUCGCUACGUGCCAGUCUCUGCGGCAACGGCCUUCCUGGUUGGCUCAACCACCCUCUUCUUCUGCUUCACGUGCCCUUGGCUUUCAGAGCAAUUUUCUGUUGCUGUGCCAAUAUACAAUGGCGUUAUGUUUAUGUUUGUUCUGGCCAACUUCUGUAUGGCCACUUUUAUGGAUCCUGGCAUCUUUCCCAGAGCUGAGGAGGACGAGGAUAAAGAGGAUGAUUUUCGGGCUCCCCUCUAUAAGACCGUGGAGAUUCGGGGCAUUCAAGUGCGGAUGAAGUGGUGCUCCACCUGCCGUUUCUACAGACCCCCGCGGUGCUCACACUGCUCUGUGUGUGACAACUGUGUUGAGGAUUUCGAUCAUCACUGUCCGUGGGUGAACAACUGUAUCGGCCGGAGGAACUACCGUUACUUCUUCCUCUUCCUGCUUUCCUUGACGGCUCACAUAAUGGGGGUGUUUGGCUUCGGCCUUCUCUUCAUUCUCUACCACACCCAGCAGCUGGACAGAGUGCAUUCGGCCGUCACUAUGGCCGUGAUGUGUGUCGCUGGGCUUUUCUUCAUCCCAGUAGCAGGCCUCACUGGUUUCCAUGUGGUUCUGGUGGCAAGAGGCAGAACCACCAAUGAGCAGGUGACGGGGAAGUUUAGGGGAGGUGUAAACCCCUUCACAAAUGGCUGCUUGAGGAACGUUUCGCAUGUUCUCUGCAGCUCCCAGGCACCCAGGUAUCUGGGUAGAAAGAGGAAGGCCCAGACUGUGUCUGUUCAGCCUCCUUUCCUCAGACCGCAGCUUACCGAGGCUCAACUGGCAGCUAAGGUACUUGACAACGGAAUCCAGGGAGACCUGCACCGGUCUAAGAGCAGCUUGGAGAUGAUGGAAAGUCAGUCUGCUGAUGCUGAGCCUCCGCCUCCACCUAAACCAGAGCUCAGAUACCCGGGACUGUCACGAGGACCUGCCGGACACUCUGAGGAGAGUAGUCUGUUGAAUAAAGCUCCACCCACCCCCACUAUGUUCAAAUACAGGCCUACAUACAGCAGUCCGGGCAAGAAUCACACUGCCCUCACUCAUGCCUAUGCUAACCAGGUAAAUCUUCUGCCUGCUCAUAUGAGUCGUGGGGACAGUCUUAAAGAGUCCUCUUCCUCUCUCCUGCAGUCCAGUCAGCAGCCCGGCUAUCGCUCUGAGCCCAGUCUGGAUGGGCGUGAGGGGGGAGGAGCGGAGCGAAGCGGGGCCGAGCGAACAGGUGGGGGCCCUGGAGGACCUCCAGGCUCAGGAAUCCCAGGCUACUCCCUAGGAGGUCGCUCAUAUCCCUCCUUUUCUGAUCCUACAGUGCUCGCCGAAAGAGCCUCGCGAUCCUCCAGUGUUCGCUCCACACACAACGCCCCGCCAUCCGAAGCCACCACCUCCACCAGCUACAAGAGCUUAGCCAAUCAGACUCCGCCGCAGGCUGCGAGGAACGGCAGCCUGUCCUACGAUAGUCUCCUUACACCUUCCGAAAGCCCCGAUUUUGAAUCGGCAGCACCAGAGAUGUCUCCGGGUCGCCCACGAACGCCCGUAGUUGGAUAUAGCUCCCCCUUCCUGUCAGCACAGAUUGCCCAUCAGAGGGAGGCGGAGCUCCACCAGCCGGUGGCCUCUAGCUCCGCCCUCCUGGUCUCUCCUCAGCAUGCAGUGUUUCUCCGCGGCUCCGGCUCUCCACCCGUUCCUCCUGAGCGCGAGCGGGAGCGCCUGCUGCAUGAUUCACAAGCUCAGCACCAUCACCACCACCACCAUCAUCACCACCACCAUCGGCCGCCCCGCUUCUCUCGACCCCCUUUGCUCUCUGACUCGGGCCCCCCUCAGCCUUCGUGCCCCUACCGCACCCGCUCCACCGACACCACCCACCCGCCGCGCUCGCCGCACCCCCCGCCGCUGGGCAAGUCUCUGUCGUACUCUAGCGCUGCCGCUGCAGAGAUGCAGUACCGCCUGGUCCGUAAAGCCUCGGCCUCGGUUGCGGGAGGGGGCAUUCAGGCGCCAAAGGACGAGAUUCAGAUGAAGUCGUAUAGCCGGACAAACGGGCAGCCAAAGCCUUCUUCCACCCCCUCGUCCCCCACUCAUCCCAUCAGCGUGUCCACUCGCCCAGGCCAGGCACAUUCCAGUGCCGGCUCUUCCCAGAGUCCCGCGCACAAGCCUGGAGGCGGCGUGAAGAAGGUGACAGGCGUCGGAGGGACCACUUACGAGAUCUCCGUGUGACAGACGAGCCAUAGACUCAUUUCUUCACCAUAGCGGAGAAAAAAAUAAUAAUAAUCACGCAUGCCAGACUUUUAUCGGUGGCUGUGCAAGUGUUAGGAAAUCAUAGCUGACCAGCAGGUUUUGGUUGGAUUUGACAUGGAGGAAGAGGAGGAGGAGGAAGAGCAGGGAGUUCAUUCAUUCAUUCACCGUCACGUGAUCAGACUUCAAGACUUACACAUAUGGAGCUGGAAGACCAAGUCAAUGUGACGGCAAAGGACCGGAUUGCCUUCAAAACAUUUCAAGUACAUAAGAGAGAAAAAAAAAGAGAUUUUUAUCUGCCGUAAAUGUGUAAAUUGUUCUGUAUAGAGAAAAAAUGGUCACUGUUUUUGUUUUGUUUUCAAAGAGUGGAUUUUGAUUUUUACCAAAAGGGGACCUGUGGCAUUCAGUAGCCGUUUCAGACCACUGUGAUUGGCAUGCGACAAUGUUGCGUCCGUAUCCAAUCUGCGCUAGGGAAGCAAAACGCUAGGAAAAUAAGAAAGCAAAUGCAUUAUUUAAAUGACCGCAGCCUUUUCAAAUCUAGUGUUUUCAGAGCAAUGGCCUUGGAAAUUCAAGGAGGAAACAUGUUUUUAUUUAAUUCUUAAAGUGUUAUUUUAUAUGACUUUAUAAAUGGUUAUUGAUAAAAUCAAACAAUGAUUUUGUUUUUCUACAAAGGCUGAUAUUUGUUCUCGAUGAGCUUUUAUCUAAUCAUAUAGAUGGAUAAAGAACUAAUGGUCGCUCCAAAAACAGAGGAAUCAGACGUAAAUCAUAAUUGCAGAAAGUUGCUCAUAACACACACACACACUUACACAUGGAGGAGCCCAAUCUUUGGCUCGUAUUUCAAAUGGUAUCUUGUAAACAUUGAUUGUCUGCCUCUUAGGUUUUUUUCUUUUAUUAAUACAUGAGGGGCAAAUCUCAUCGGUGGCCUUGACUAGCCAGCCAUGUAGGAUUUACACCACCACAGGAUGCUGGAAGACCAUAUCAGUGCCCUCUGAUUGGACGACAGUUCAGCCAAUCAGUGGACGUUAGCUGUCAAAUCAGAAAGCCUUUUUUUAUUAUUAUUUAAUGCUUACCUAUCACUUUCAGAAAAAGAUUGUCCCAUUUUGCAGUCAUUUCAAUCAUUGUCUGUCUCGUCUUUUUAGAUCAGGGCUGGCCAAUCAGGGGACAGAUUUUGUUUUGUUGUUUUUUUUUCUGGUGAUGAGUUCAUUCAUAGGAUUUUUUUAAUCAAAAAGAUUAACUGAGGGGAAAGAAAGAGAGAAGAAAGUGUACUGUAUAGUUCAGUGUGAGUGAAUAUGGUUGUGAAUAUGUGUAUGCGCGCGCGUGUGUGUGUUUGAGCAUUGGUAAUAAACUCUUUAUAAAUCA
Messenger RNA from Danio aesculapii, 5544 nucleotides. It is a transcript of the gene zdhhc5a, whose product is annotated as zinc finger DHHC-type palmitoyltransferase 5a. Gene Ontology annotation, biological process: protein palmitoylation. The record is from RefSeq and is a predicted model, not a curated record. The coding region runs from base 1864 to 4167 and encodes 767 amino acids. The transcript is spliced from 12 exons. NCBI's taxonomy places the organism in Eukaryota, Metazoa, Chordata, Actinopteri, Cypriniformes, Danionidae. Gene Ontology annotation, molecular function: palmitoyltransferase activity.